Dicrocoelium dendriticum is the source of this 1731-nucleotide messenger RNA. NCBI's taxonomy places the organism in Eukaryota, Metazoa, Platyhelminthes, Trematoda, Plagiorchiida, Dicrocoeliidae. The record is from the annotation of a GenBank genome assembly.
AUGGCCCCCGAAAUGGUUCGAAGAGAGCCUUACGGAAAGGCGGUGGAUGCUUGGAGUUGUGGUCUCCUUCUGUUCACCUUGCUCAGCGGUUCAUUGCCAUUUUAUGGAACGCGUGACGUUCUCUUCACACAGAUUGUAUCGGGGAGGUACCACUUUCAACCGAAGGUGUGGAACAUGAUCUCAACGGAGGCCAGGGAUCUCGUUAUGCGUUUACUGGAACCGGAUCCAGUUCGGAGAAUGUCGAUAGAGGAGGCUCUUCAUCACCCUUGGAUUAGUCAGAAAGCACGGGCUUCGAAGACGCAUUUGCACGAGACUGUGGAGGAGAUGCGACGCUUCAAUGCGAGGAGAAGACUCAAAAGUGCUAUUCUGGCUGCAGUCUCUAGUACCAAAUGGGCCAGUUUCUACACUGAAGGAGAGACGGGAGAUAACCUGGAUUCUCUGGAGGAGGAUGACGAAGUUACUUCCGCAGCUGUGAGCGCCGUGCUGGACAGUUUAGAGGAAAUGCAAUGCUUAACUGGCUGUUCUGAAAAGGAUGCAGAUCUUUUUCAAUCCGUGUUCGAAGAUGAGCACUUACAUUGCUUCCUUGAGUAUGUCUUCUUGAUUUCUAGCUUCCUGCAACCGAUGGCGUGUCGUGCUCUUCACUAUGUAUUCAAGGUUGGAGAUAGGGGAAAGUGUGUUGGAUUCUUGAAAGACGUGUUGGGUAUGAAGAUUUUGCGUCAUGAGGAAUUCACCGAGGGCUGCGAAGCAUCCUGUAACGGGCCGUACGAUGGGAAAUGGAGCAAAACUAUGGUUGGCUACGGUCCUGAAGAUACCCAUUUUGUUUUGGAACUGACGUACAAUUACGGAGUUGGGUCUUAUAAAUUGGGCAACGAUUUUCAGUACAUUCGCAUCGAUCUCCCUGAAGCCUUCGAUCGGGUAGCACGUGGCCAUUGGCCCACAUUAUCCGCGUCGAAUGAAUGCGUGGAAGUCGAGAUGCCUGGAGGAUAUCGUUUCCAAAUACAUAACCAAAACCCACAAGCGGAUCCUGUCCGGCUAGUUGCGUUGUCUUCCUCCGACUUACAACGCUCGGUUGACUAUUGGUCAGGGCUUUGCGGCAUGCGAUUGGUGUCUCGCACCUCGACGGAUGCGACACUAUGCUUUGAGCAGGAGCAAUGUCAUCUGAAACUCAUCUCCAUUCCAUCUCAGGUAGAGCACGCUAGUGCUUUUGGUCGCAUCGCAUUUGCAUGUCCUAGAGAUCAGCUCUUGCCCAUUCAACAGUUAAUGGAUGACAAAAAGCAAACAGUGCUAAAGAGACUAGUCAGUUUGGAUACACCUGGAAAAGCUACCGUUGAAGUGGUCAUUUUGGCUGAUCCGGAUGGACAUGAGAUUUGCUUUGUGGGCGAUGAAGCGUUUCGUCAGUUGUCUCAAGUCGACCCCCAUGCGGAUCGUUUGCUUUCUGAGGCGAUGUCACAGGAUCAGAGCGAUGCGUGGUUCCAGGAACGUGGCGGGAAAGGUCUCCAGUGAUCAUGGGUCACCAACUGCGUAUUUGAUUUUGACUUACCAAUCGAGGUGUUAUUUUUGUACUGAUUUUGGCAACUUGGGUUGAUUGCUUUUUUUCACCCAUUGUGCUUAUUUCUACUUGCCCCUCAGUAUGUUUUUGACGGCAAUUAAAGCUCCUCAAAUCCGCAUACUCUUAUUACAUGUCUUCAAUAUUUCGGCUAUUUGUUUUGUGAGCUUCCACCGCAACAAUCU